UCUUCCAACAACUCUCCAUACUUGCCGAGCCACCAAAAUGAAAGUCUUCAUUGUUUUCGCUCAUCCAGAGCCGCAAUCGCUUAACGGCUCCCUUCUACAAGCUGCAGUAGAGGAACUGGAAGCCCAAAGUCAUGAAGUUCAGAUCUCUGACCUAUACGCCAUGCAUUGGAAAAGCCACAUCGACCGUUCUGACUUCACACAGCUCACGCCAGAGACCCGCCUGAGGGUGGGCUACGCUUCGCGUGAGGCGACAUUAUCGGGCACGCUCACAGACGACAUCAGACGCGAGCAGGAGAAGCUGAUGUGGGCCGACAUCCUCAUUCUACAAUUCCCGCUGUGGUGGUACUCCAUGCCCGCCAUUAUGAAGGGCUGGGUGGAUAGGGUCUACUCGGCGGGCUUCGCGUACGGUAUUGGGGAGCACAACAAUGAGCGGUGGGGGGACAGGUAUGGAGAAGGUAAAAUGCUGGGGAAGAAGGCCAUGGUUGUGGUGACGGUUGGGGGAUGGAAGGAGCACUUCUCGCCUCGAGGAGUUUGUGGGCCCAUUCACGAUCUCCUGUUCCCCAUAACCCAUGGGAUGCUCUAUUACACCGGAUUCGAGGUCUUGCCGUCUUUCGUCGUGUACCAGUCUAACCGAGUGGACGAGGUCCUUUUCAAUGCAACAGCCGAAGAGCUUCGGAAAAGGAUGCGAGAGCUUUCCAGCACGCAGCCUAUUCCUUUUCGCCCCCAAAACGGUGGAGAGUAUGAGAUCCCAUCUUUGACCUUGAAACCGGAGGUGGAGGUGAAUUCUCAGUUGUCAGGGUUCUCUAUACAUUCUCGGCCUUCGAAGGAUAUUUAGGAUUCAAUGUAUUUAUAUGGUUAUGAAUGCAGCUUCCUAUCAAGCGAGUAUUGGACACUUACUUGAAACUCGCAGUGAUAGUGUGAAAGCGAUGAGAAC
This is a messenger RNA of Diaporthe batatas, 934 nucleotides long. RefSeq lists its product as uncharacterized. Gene Ontology annotation, molecular function: NAD(P)H dehydrogenase (quinone) activity. Lineage: Eukaryota; Fungi; Ascomycota; Sordariomycetes; Diaporthales; Diaporthaceae. The transcript has a single exon. The record is from RefSeq and is a predicted model, not a curated record. The coding region runs from base 38 to 835 and encodes 265 amino acids. Gene Ontology annotation, cellular component: cytosol.